This is a messenger RNA of Wyeomyia smithii (pitcher-plant mosquito), 1959 nucleotides long. RefSeq lists its product as uncharacterized. NCBI's taxonomy places the organism in Eukaryota, Metazoa, Arthropoda, Insecta, Diptera, Culicidae. The record is from RefSeq and is a predicted model, not a curated record. Bases 301 to 1746 code for a protein of 481 amino acids. The transcript has 2 exons.
AAACUUCUCCUCUUCGUGAUAGCACUAUUAGAUUCGUAAUCUGACUUCCACAUCUGAGGCUAGUAGUCAAACCAGGAAAAAAUAUUGCAGAUAGCAGCAUGCCAAACGCGACAUUUUUUCCGUCUCAAUUCGAUAACGUAUGAUAACAAGAUAGGCUGACCGAGCCACGGACCGGCGCGACUAAGCGCAAAUUACGAAUAGUACGAAUUCUUCGACCGACAGAUUAGGUUCUGCUCACCUUUCCGAACUUUGAGUUGUUGAGUGCAUCGAAUUGGACAUAGUUUUUAAAAAUUGUGAAAGAUGAGCGUGCAAUAUGUGUUCACUUUAUGGAUAAUGCUGCUUGUGGGAGUUCAAGGAGCACCAAAUCUUUGUGAUAGCCUUGGAGAAAUUCGAAUAUGUAACCAAACGGAAUAUGAAGAUUACCGCGAGUGUGUGGAAGAAAUUAGAUCGCUCAGGGUGAAGAGACAAAUGCUUUGUGAGCAAUCCGAUUCCAGUGAUGUCCAGGAAGACGAAUCCGAAACUGUAGGAGAAAUUUCAAUAGAGGAAGAUGUAGUGACGCCUAAGGUUCAGGUGAUUCCCGCCCUCGAAAGUGUUAUAACUGUCGAACCAAUCGAAUCUAAUGACAUGCCGGAUCUUGAUCCGCCGAGUUUGGCACUGAAAUCAUUGAAUAGAAAGCUUAUUUUUCAAGCUAACGAUGAAGAUGACAACCUCGAGUUCAGUGUUCCCACCAACAUCACAACCGUGAUACGACUUACCAAUGUGAUCAAUAACACCAAUGUGGUGAAUGUUCCGACGCAAGUGAAUUCGACCAAUGUGAAUAACAUCCACAUUUACGCAAACAUAACCGAAGGUGACGGGCAAAUUUCGAACGAAGACAAAUGCUGUACUGCUGUGAGUCCAAAAAGUUGUCACGCUUCAACACAAGGCGUUAAAUGUCACCACAAGAAAUUUCGCACAUGUGGUUCUCAGUGCACUUCGGAUGUAAUUCACGUGCAACGACGGAAACGAUGUGAUCCGCAUGGGGACUGCCAAGAAAAAAUCGCCUACGUUCCACAACCGGAGAAACCGACAUGCAUUUACGUCGAACAGUGGCCAUUUGUUGCUUGUGGAAAGCCGGCAAACAUGAAAGUAAUCUGCGAUGGAUGCUACGAUCAUUACGGUGAUCCUGGCGCCCAACACGGUCCGAUUGCUGAUCAGUGCAGAGGAUGUUACGAUGAUGGUUUCGAUUAUGGCCCAAUGUAUCGCCGAGGACCGGUCCUGCGACAGUUCUACUACCACGAACCGCCUUGUUAUAUCACAGGAAAUUGUCCGAUGUCCUACGGAUCUGACUGUGGUUACGGAUGCUACGGACAUUCGAUGAUCGAUCCGGUAUGGGGACCACCAUCACCGUACGAUUCUAGCCUUGAUAAUCGGAAUACUGCCUAUUUCGACGAAAAAGAUAUGCAGAUCAUGAACGACACCGAGGCCGACUGGGGAGUACCCGUGCAUAAGUGUACUGUAGUUUCCGAGGAUAAUACUAUUUCGGUGCAAAAUUGUACAAAUACGGUCGAUAAUCAGUACGCGGCUGCCCCUCCAAACUAUCAAACGCGGAAAUCAGCUUAUAAAGUGAAACAAACUAUUAAUAAACAUCCCGUACUAGUGGAUUCCGACAAUCGUGACUCAUCGUCCGGCCAUGGUUUCUUCCCGAAUAAAUCGGACGUGGCAUUUUUCGACGAUGAUGAGGGCGAAGAUAACGAUUUCGAUUAACGCUUCAAAUGAGUGUACCAGUUGUGUUCGAUGUGAAAAGUUACUCGAGAAGUUCUCUUAGACAGAGUUUUUGUAUGAUUUGUAGUGUAAAAUUUUAAGCAUUUUCGUGGUGACAUGGAAAAAUAUUCACGCAUGCUUACUGCUGUUAUACACAGAAUCCCACUGCCUUCCACACAAAACUAAAUAAUAUUAUUUUACCGGCUUAGCUGCAUA